This is a messenger RNA of Aspergillus candidus, 1511 nucleotides long. RefSeq lists its product as uncharacterized. The transcript is spliced from 4 exons. Lineage: Eukaryota; Fungi; Ascomycota; Eurotiomycetes; Eurotiales; Aspergillaceae. The record is from RefSeq and is a predicted model, not a curated record. Bases 372 to 1511 code for a protein of 379 amino acids.
CCGUGUCACCGCCUCCAAGGUAAUUGGUGCUUUCAAGCUGCAAGAAUCGAACUAACAUGGUGCCACCACACCCAGUGGAUUAUGUCCAGCUCAGGUAUUAAAGAGUGGUGAACUCAGCACCUAUCAGACUGGCGAGGCUGCUAGCGACAGCAAAUGCAUAACCACCAGGGUCUGCCUAACCUAUGGACGAUUCUAUAGACAGCUGAAUUAUCACUUCAAACUUCACAUACAGCAUCACUCUUGGAAUCACCUGCAGGGUCCUUUCGCCCAUCACUUUCUUCUUCGCCAAUCUCCUAUUCGACAAAGGAGAGCCGUACCCCAAAGGCUGUAUGAGAACUAGACAAUCAGUACACACAAGGUAGGGCUAGAUUAUGCAAACAACAAUGGGUUCUCUUAGAGUCGGAGGCAUAUCCCGCCCGGAGUUGACAGAUGUUAAGAAGACCGGGCCAUCCAUCACGAAUGUGGAGCAUUUAUCUUCUUAUAAUUGGAUUGAAUCAUCCAACCCCACUAUUGCUGUCCCCGGCUGCCCGCCUCUUUGGUCUCCACCCAGUACCCCCAAAAGAGUGGCCAAAGACUCCGGGCUCAUUUACAUUGCUCAAAACGCGUUUCGCCAUCCUGAAAGUCCGCUCGAACCACUUUUUCGCUCGCUGUACACUGAAAACCCUUCAUACAACAUACACCAAGUUGACUUGAUAACUGAUCGAAAUAACGUGCGCAAACUUCUGUCGUUCAUCAAUCCUAAUCUCUCUCGAAAUGGGCUGGAGCCUUUCACUAUAGAAGUUGAGGUCACAGGUAAUACAGCAACUUUUUGUCGAGCAGAAUCUAAAACACAUGAAUUCAUCGGGCCACAUGACUUCAGGGGAUACGGUCAUGAGUUUGAGAAAGCUUUCACAACAACUCAAGUACCCGGCAGUACUGGACAUCAUCGGAUAAUCUCCUAUAACCUGGGCGAUAUGAAAUUCAUCGUACGCUAUGAGACUGACGCUUACGUUGAAGAUCAUUCACAUCUUCCACCUCAAAGGACUCACUCUCGUCUUGCCACCAAUUCCAAAUUAGUGGUCCAGAAAAAAGGAAAGCAGGUACCAAUCAAGACAACUCUUGAGAUCAAAACACGCGUGUCCCAUAAGCCUCUCAAUAUCCAGGAUCUUUUGCCCCAGCUAUGGGUAUCGCAAACACCCAAUCUUGUCUGUGCCUACCACAAUUAUGGCACAUUCAGGCCGGCGGAAGUCAAAGAUGUCACUCGUGAUAUUGCUGAGUUGGUUGUAUUGGUCAAGGAAGUCAUUAGAGUGGUGAGAGAGAAUGGUGGGAAUGCUGUCAUAAAAUAUGACGGUCAAAGUGACAAGCUUGCGGUUUUGAAGAAAAAAGGGAGCAGGAUGUUACCAGAUGAUCUUUAUCUCAAAUUCGGUGAUGAAACGGGACCAACUCAAGCGAUUGAGUCGAAUUCUCGCAAAACAUCACUCAAAAUUGGGGAUAGUUUCCACAAUGUUGACAUCUUGGCGAUACCAUCUUGA